CAUAUUUAGCGCCGAUAAACUUCACGCCAGGCCACAUUGGGUGUGACGUCACUUGUCCUAGCAGAGGAUACGGAGGAACGGUGUAGGUCGAAGCGAGAUAUUUCGUGCAAAAUGUUUGCUGUGCUUGCCCGUUCCGGUGUGAGUGCGCUACGAGCCGCCACCAUCCCCAAAAAUGCAGUUCUACCAACUGCAAUUUCCUCUGCAAGGCAGAUGUCCAAGCACAACCAGGAGACAGAGGAGGAGUUUGACGCUCGCUACGAAGCGUACUUCAACCGCAAGGACAUUGACGGCUGGGAGAUUCGCAAGGCGAUGAACGACCUCCAGGGAUUCGACGUAGUGCCAGAGCCCAAAAUUGUCAUCGCCGCGCUGAAAGCCUGCCGACGGACCAAUGACUUCGCCCUCGCCGUUCGAUUCCUCGAGGCCAUUAAGUACAAGUGUGGCAGCAAGGUGAAGGAGAUCUACCCAUACAUUCUUCAAGAGAUUCGCCCCACACUCGCCGAGCUGGGCAUCAACACCCCCGAAGAGCUCGGAUAUGACAAGCCCGAGUUCUACGUGCCUCUGGACUAUGAGACGUAGAGGUUUGGACUGCAUGCUGGAAGGAUGUACCUGCCAUGGCUUAGUCUGCAAGAUUGUUUGUUUCCGUUGCUUAGGCAUAAAAGAAU
Messenger RNA from Rhipicephalus sanguineus (brown dog tick), 662 nucleotides. RefSeq names its product cytochrome c oxidase subunit 5A, mitochondrial (gene COX5A). The record is from RefSeq and is a predicted model, not a curated record. NCBI's taxonomy places the organism in Eukaryota, Metazoa, Arthropoda, Arachnida, Ixodida, Ixodidae. The transcript has 4 exons. Bases 112 to 576 code for a protein of 154 amino acids. Gene Ontology annotation, biological process: mitochondrial electron transport, cytochrome c to oxygen. Gene Ontology annotation, cellular component: mitochondrial inner membrane.